Messenger RNA from Striga hermonthica, 315 nucleotides. The record is from the annotation of a GenBank genome assembly. Lineage: Eukaryota; Viridiplantae; Streptophyta; Magnoliopsida; Lamiales; Orobanchaceae.
AUGCUCGUCGACAAUACUGCGGGACAUGAAGAAUUCUCUCCUUCAUGGGCGGAUUCUCGGGUUACAAACCAGAUUAAUAUGGCUGAGGAAGACAGAGAGAAGACAACCUUCAUUACAGAAUGGGGCACUUUCUGCUACAAGGUGAUGCCUUUUGGUCUAAACCGGGUCAACCUACCAGCGCGCCAUGAGAAAGACCGGGGCAAGAGCAAGGGAAUAGGAGUUAGAGUACGGACCCUAUACGAAGGCAAGCUAGACGAUGAAUUCCCGACCGAAAGAGCGCUGUGCGCCGGGCGGGAGUCCGCAGCUUCUUUCUAA